UGAAAAGAUGAAUAAAGAAGAAAAGGAAACAAUUCGAACCAACAGACGAUACAUAAAGGAUAACGUGUUCAACAUCAACGAUGUGGCAGACAAGCUGUAUGAAUAUGAAAUCUUGUCCUUGGAGAACAAAGAAACUAUCGCGUCACAGCCUGUUGACAGAAGAGCCUUUGAGUUGCUGGAUAUUGUGGUAAAGAGAGGACAGAAAGCUUUCCCAGGUCUAAUUGAGGCCCUCAGGGACACAGAAAACCAGGAAGUGGCAGAUCGAUUGGAGGGAAAAUCAGGAGCAACAAACAACACAAACUAUACAAACUUUUCUGUGAGCAUGGUAAAUAAGAGUGGAAAUUCUGUGACAAGAUCUGAAGAAUCAACAAAGUCAACAGAUUCAGCAAUCCGAUAUGAAGGACCCCCCGGAUCCCAAAGUCAUCCCCCUGCAGCAGGCUUAAACAAGCCAGACGUUGAGUGGAUGAAUCAAGUAGAACUUACAAAACUGAAUGAAAACCAGACUCCAACUGAUCCCAAAUUUGUGUUGGAAAUGAAAAAAUGUCACGGUGAAAAUCUAUACAAUUUGAACAUGGCUAAGCGUGGGAUAUGCAUGAUCAUUGAUAAUAUUCCUAGCGACUUUUGUAUUGCUGGUGAGUGUCAUCAUGGUGUAGUGGAUGCUGGUAAAACACUUAUACGACAGACCCUGAAACUCUGUGGUUUUAAAGAUGUUAACUUCUCCAGGAACACUGGAACCACAAAGAUGAUUAAAGAGAAGAUACUGAAAGAAAUGAAAAAGUUGAGUCACUCUGAAUAUUCAUCAUUUUUUGUCAUCUGUGUGACAACAGGUCCUAAUCCGGGUUUCAUUUAUGGUAAAGAUGGAGAGAGUGAUCGCAUGACCAUUAAAGAACUACAGGAUGUGAUGUCACAAUGUGAAGAGUUCCAAAACAAGCCAAAAGUAUUACUGGUUCAUACUGUUCCAAAGUCUAGCUUACAGUGUAGUCACAGUACUAGUUUGGCUGAAAAUCAGGGUCAGAAGUUAACGGAAUCUAUGCAGCAUCUGUCAUUGGAGGGGGAGGUCUCAAGUUCAGUCAAUGAUAGAAAUAUGUUUGCUGUUUCAGCAGAACUGCAACCAGGUAUCAGCUUUUUGGUUAGAAUAAAGGGGAAAACUGGAGCUUAUUUUAGCAAUGCCUUGGUCUAUGUCUUGCUGAAGUAUGCUGGAAACAAGUCCUUCCUUGAACUGAUCUCUGAGAUGGACAAGCUUCUGGGAUCAUGUGAAGAUGAAGGAUUAGACAAUGUGGAUGCCAAUCCAUAUAAUGAAAAAGUUCAUCGGAGUAUUCGAGUGGCCAAGCUUAAAGUCCUGACAAAGCCAGAGAAAGAACUCUUUUUCUUUCCUCUGUAUGAGGACACAGGAAUGCAGGUUUCCAGUUAGUCAUGCAGAACACUUUUUAACUCACAACUGAAACACUCCAUGGAAUUGAUAGAACCAUGACUUCAAAGGCUGGGAGACACAACUACCAAGUUACCAUUCAGACUAUGAUUGUAUUACACUGUUGUUUUAUUUUUGGGAUUGCUGCAGUCCAUCAUUAUAGUAGAUUCCUCCCAGUGUAUCAUACAAAAGUAAUCAUUUGUAUGCAUAUGAAGUGAUGGGCUUCUUUACUAUGCACGGAUAACUUUGUGUAAGGAGUGUUCUGUAAUGACUAAAAUAUGUCCUUAAAAUCAAGCUUUGAUAGAGAAUUCUAUAAUUAUGUUUUAGGCCAGGGGGAUUUUUCUGCAGACUAUAAAGCAUUGCCAAUUUUCAUCAGUCAUGAUGUCUUAUGUUCAAAAUGAUGUAAAGAAAUUGACAUCAAUUCAAAUUUUUCAGUGAUUUUGAGAGAAAAUGAGUGCAGGUCAGCUUCAAGUGGAUCUUUGAUAUACAAUUUGUAAUGUGUAGAAUGAUAAUGUCAAUGAAAUGUAUGAAUAUUGUACAAAGCAGGUUUGCGCUCUGUGAAUUCUACGGUAAAUAUUGAACAAAUUUUGUCCAUUUUUCCCUCUUUCCUAAAUAUGAUGGAAAAUCCAAAUAGUUUGUGAUGUCACAAAAACAAAAAUCUAAUAUAAAUCUACUUCCAAACUACAUUAUUUUGUUAAUUCACAUUUUUUUUUUACAGAAUAUGUUCAAUUGUGUAUAUUUCUUUAUAGAAUUUUUUUUUGUUUUGAGUAAAACUACGGUACUAUAUACAUGUACCUGGAAAUUUUUGCCCCUGUUUUGUUUUAGCCCCUUUUGCCUUCAUUGUUAGUGGGUAAAUUUCAAAUGGGGCAAAUUCAGAGACAGAGUUAUCUCUCCUUUGAGACAACUAUGUUAGGGGGAAUUUAAAACGGGACAAAAUUGUUUGUGUGUGUCAGGGCAUAUUUAGCAUUGAGUGAAAAUAACCCUGAAUACAGUAACUAUACUUGUAUUUUACCUUUAGUUUAUUGGUGAAAAUUCAAUUAGAUUUAAUAUGAGCUAGAUUAUUGACUGUUCUAUACUGCCUUUGCCAUUUAUGCCACAAAUUCAACAUCUGAAUGUUACACUUCUUGAAUUUUUUCCUUUGAAAGGAAUACUUGUUCCUCUUGAAGUAUAACAAGCUACAAAUUAUUAACAUAUUUCAGUUGAUCAGUCAUCACAUUGAUAUUUUGAAUACCAUGGAUGUAUCAAAUUGAGUUGUAAGUCCCAACCACUUUUUCUUACGUAUUGUGGUGGUCAGACGGGUGCAUUUUUCUCCUCUCCCAUUACAGUAUUUUAACCUCAGUAUCAGAUAUAACAAAGUUUUUUUCUUGGCCCCAUUGAGUUCAAGAUUAUGGAUCGAGUUUGACUGUAAUUAUUUAUUCACUCAUUAUUCAUGUGGUAGCUGGUCACACAAAAUAAACAGCAGUCAGUGUCUAGAUUGCUUGUGAUUCAUGGUGUCAAUAAUGUUGAUGCAAUAGUGUACAGGUCCCAGACAUACAUGUACUGUUUAUGUAUAAUUACAGUGAAAACUUCUAAUCUGGUACCUGUGCAAUCCAUUUCACUGUGAAUUCUAAAACUUAUGUAAAUUCCUAUUUCACUGUUUUCUUUGUUCUUAACACUGUGUAAUCUGACACCCUGUCUAUUCCGACACAGAUUUGUCUCCCAAUGCAUGUUGGAUUAGACAGGUUUCACUGUACAUGGUUAUUGCUUCAUGACUCUCAGUGAAGUUUUACAUUAGCCUCUAUAAUCUGUUAAGGUGUGUCCCUCUUCAGACUUUUGAUUCACAUAUUAGACAGUUUCAAAUAUGCAAACAAAUUGAUUGCCAUAAAUAUUCUAUUUUCAGUUACUCUGCAAAAUCUAAUUGAAAUUACAUUGAAAGUGAUAUUUUUUUACUUGAAAGCUUGAAAACAAUCACUAGAAUAUUUGUCCAAUCAAAUUUCAAAACAAAGGUAAAUGCUGAAUAUCUUAUAUCAGAUCUUAUAAACUAAUUAAUAUUUCCUAGGUAAAAUUUGCAUCUUAAGUUAAUUCUGAGAGAGUUGUGCAGUGUCUGUCAAUUUAAUGUUAAAUUAUUGGUAAAUGUUACAGUCACCAUUUCUAUUUUUGGCAUGAUAAAUGUAAAUUGAAGUUCAGACUUUGUCAAAUGCCAGGAGAAGCAACUGAUUGUGUUCACUAUCACUUUUACAAAUGUAAUUUCUUUGUGAUUUUAAUAAAGUAGCUCAUGAUGGAGGCGCACAGAGAUAUGACUAUCCGUAUGACUUGUGAUACUCUCUGUUUAUUUACAUGUUAUAUUCUUUAAUAAAAAUAAAAUUUAA
Messenger RNA from Saccostrea echinata, 3756 nucleotides. RefSeq lists its product as uncharacterized. Gene Ontology annotation, molecular function: cysteine-type endopeptidase activity. The record is from RefSeq and is a predicted model, not a curated record. The transcript is spliced from 10 exons. Gene Ontology annotation, biological process: regulation of apoptotic process; proteolysis. The coding region runs from base 8 to 1411 and encodes 467 amino acids. Lineage: Eukaryota; Metazoa; Mollusca; Bivalvia; Ostreida; Ostreidae.